Rhopalosiphum padi (bird cherry-oat aphid) is the source of this 2641-nucleotide messenger RNA. Its product is annotated as keratin, type I cytoskeletal 9. NCBI's taxonomy places the organism in Eukaryota, Metazoa, Arthropoda, Insecta, Hemiptera, Aphididae. The record is from RefSeq and is a predicted model, not a curated record. Gene Ontology annotation, molecular function: protein binding. Gene Ontology annotation, cellular component: cytoplasm. The coding region runs from base 411 to 1835 and encodes 474 amino acids. The transcript has 5 exons.
UAAUAUUAUACCUAAUCGUGUAGAUACGGAAAAUAUUCGAUUUUUACCGAUUCCGUAGCAAUUUAACACCGUCGCACGCUACCCGUCACCGCAAACACCACACGCGCACACUUACACUCGCAUAGGUCACACACACACACACACACGUUCAGUAACGAACCGUACUAAGCGUUUAAGGUGCGGCUAGGCGUGGUUACUAUAGCGACAACACGGAGGUGUUGAAUCGACAUUUUUUUCUUCGCCUUUUCCAAUCACCACCGCCAGUAUAACAUACUCGCGCGUGUACCGUUAAUCGGCCUCGGGCUACUAUCCUUCCUACACUACACGAGUGGUCUGCCAUCGUACGCGUCGGCCGGAAUAAACGCGUGUGACGUUCGUCGCGCGGGUGUAACUGUCACGCCGCCAUCAUCAUGGCUGGGCUGGGCGACACGUCGGGCGACAUACAACCGGUGUCCGAUCACGCCAAGGACAUACUGCAGAUGACCCGCGACUCGGAGAUGAUGCAGAGCUACGUUCGGGUGGGCAAGUCAGACGAGUCGGACGACUGCGGCGGUGGAGGUAGCGAGGCGAAUGGCGCAUGCGUCGGCGGAGUCGGAGUCGGCUUCGGCCGAGGCGAAUCGGAUUCGGACGAUCUGGCCGGGACGACGGGCUACGCGGUAGGCGUCAUCGGUGCGGGCGCGGGCGACGGCCACGGGGGGUCGGGCGCCGGACGAGUCGGCCGGAAGGGCUGCAGGGCGACAGCGGGCCGGCGUCACGGGAGACGUAAGGGAGGUGCCGGCGGUGGUGGCGGCGGCGGCGGCGGUGGUGGUGGUUCUUUCGGGGGUGGCGGUGGUGGCGCGACCACGACGUUUGACGAGCUAACGGAAGAGUUCAAGACGCGCAAAUCGGGCACCGGCACUGGAGGUGGUGUCGGUGGUGGUGGCUUUGGUGGCGGCUGGGCCAAGCGGCACAAGCGCGACUCCCGAUCCAGGCUGCUCGAAGAGGUGUACACGGACAAGGACCGGGCGGCCGCCGUAAACCUGGGCACGCGCGACAUCAAAGCGUCGUUGCGCAUGAAACGGCGGCAGGAUCGGAACCGAACGCUGCACAUACCGUCCACGGCUGAGUCGCCCACCCUGUUGGCGCUGGCCCGGCACUGUAUCAACGAUGUGAACGUGUCGCUCGAGUUCAUCGAUAAGGCAUUGGAAUUGAGCCCCAAUGACAAAACGGCUUUGGUUUCUAGAAGCAAAUGUUAUUUGCUUCUCGGUCAACCACGUUUGGCAUUAAAAGACGCCGAAGUGGCGUUGAACGAAGACAGCACAUAUCUGAAAGCUAUUUAUCAAAAAGCGGAAGCACUGUACCAUCUUGGCGAUUUUGAACAUAGUCUCGUAUUUUACCACAGGGGACUCCACGUUCGACCGGAACUCGAACAAUUCAGGCUCGGCGUUCAAAAAUCUAGAGAAGCCAUCGAGAACGCUAUAGGAAAAAUGAAGGACACCGCCAUCGUGAUACAGCAAAUUGGUUGGGGAGACAAGCGUCAAGCGACCGUGGCUAGAACAGUCAAUGGAGGCGAUGUUGGCGUCGGCGGUAGCAGAGGAUCGACACCGGCUGUGACGGGGUCGACAACGAGGCGCAAGGAAGCAACAGCGUCGGCUGCUACUACCAAAAGCCAAUCGAAAAUGCUGCUUAGGGAAUUGUGCGUAGACAAGGAAUAUCUGGAACACUUGACAAUAGAUCCAAAUAUUGUGAGUGCCAUUCAAGAAAACGAUAACUAUAUACUCUCCGAGGCGAAAGAUGGCAUUAGUUUUUUGAACGGCCGAGAAGAAUUCUGGAAACAACAAAAACUUAUUAAUUAGUUUUCUGAGAUAGAUCCUAGAUCGAAAUGAAUCAGAUAUAGUUGUACUUAAAGUUUAGGUUAAAUACCAAUAUUAAUUAAAUAAUUUUAAUUUUUUUUUAUUUAUCUAUUAGUAAAUGUAAUAAUGCAUAAUACCUAUAAUUUAUAAGGCUAUAUAAUAUUGGUGUUAUGUUUUUAUUAAUUAAUUAAUUAAUAAUAAAUAAUAAUAUAGUUCAUAAAUUGUAUCUUUAAUCAUUCAUAUUAGUAUUUAAUAACUGUGCGAAUCCACUACUUGGCACUUGCCCAGCAAGAUUAUUUUAAAAAAACUCAGAAAAAUUUGCAAAAGACAGUGAUAAUGAGCUACAAUUUCUACCAGCAAUUGAAUAUGAAGUCAAUGUUUAUGAGAAUGACAGUAAAAAUGAAGAAGAAUAGAGUUUAGACAUUGAAAUUUAACAAAAAUUAAAAAUGCUUUGAAAUGUUCCAACAGUUUUUAAGGCAUUUAUAUUAUUAGGCAUGCAAUUUUCUAUAAUAGGUAUGCAGCAUGCAGGUCGAGUAAUGUGAAUUUAGUAAGGACUGUGGAGUGGAGCGCGCCCGAAUGUAUAAGCACAUAAUAUAUAUUAUUAUCAAAAUAUCAAAAACGCACUACGCACAUUUAUUUAUUAUUUUUUUUUUUAUUAAAGUAUCAAUCUUUUGCCAGUUAUAUUAAUUUGCCUAUAAACCUAUUUAUACAUUUCCGAAGUCAUAUUUAAAUUCGUUAUGCGAUUAUAAUAUUUAUAAUGUUUAGUAUUUCAAAAGAUAUUAACAUGUAAUAAAUAUUUUAAAUAAUUA